Messenger RNA from Gymnogyps californianus (California condor), 1933 nucleotides. It is a transcript of the gene WDR76, whose product is annotated as WD repeat domain 76. Bases 48 to 1802 code for a protein of 584 amino acids. The record is from RefSeq and is a predicted model, not a curated record. Gene Ontology annotation, biological process: regulation of DNA damage checkpoint. Gene Ontology annotation, cellular component: nucleus. The transcript is spliced from 13 exons. Gene Ontology annotation, molecular function: protein binding; DNA binding. NCBI's taxonomy places the organism in Eukaryota, Metazoa, Chordata, Aves, Accipitriformes, Cathartidae.
CCGGUACGCUGGAGCCUGAGGAGCCGUCGCCGCGCACCCGGCAGCGGAUGCAGGAAUCCACCCCGACGGGGACCGCCGAGCUCCAGCUCAGCCCGGAGCAGGGCGAGCGGCGAGACGGCGCGGCGCGGCAGCUGCGGGUGCUGCUCACGCCGCUCGCCGUCGCGGGCCGGCGGCUGCCUCAGAAGCGGCUGCUGGGGGCCUACGGCGGCGGGGGGACGGAGGGCAGGGCUCCGGCCGGCAAGAGGCUCUGCCUGGAGCCUCCCCCGGCCCUCCCCAGCCCGCGGAAACCGGCCCCCGCCUCGCCCCCCGGCACCCCGCCCGCGGGCACCCCGGCCGGCAACGGCUUGGACGGCUUUGGGGAUGCGGACAGCGAUGGGAGCGAUGGGGGAGACGCCGCUCCGGAUGGAUACUCACAUUUAUCAGCUUAUGAAAGGAAAAGACUAAAGAACAUUACAGAAAAUGCUAAAUUCUUUGCUGCUUUAAAGCUGCAUGAGUCAGCUGCAAGACUUCACCAAAUUGCAACUAAAAGACAGUCUCAUGUCACCAAAAGAGCUAAGCCUAAAAAGGCAGAAGAUGAAACAGUACGGCGAAGAUCUAUGCGCUUACAAAGAGUAGAGCCGUCAGGAAUUCCAAUGCCGGAGAUGCCUGCCCAGCCAGGAGCAGAGGAAUAUCCUCAAGUUCCAGCCGGACCUUUGCCAAUGGUUCCAGAAGAUCAGAUGGAGAACAGUAAAUUGACAGAGGAGUUACUGACUACAUGGAUGAGGAUAAGUGAGAUGAAAGCUAGCGAUACUGAAAAGUGCACGCAUGACAUGGAAAGAUACCAAGGCAGCCUGAACAGCAUGGUCCUCAGUGAAGAUAACAUUAAAAAGGUUGUGAAAUAUCGAGUGUGUUCUAUGGCUAUCCAUCCUUCUGAAAGCAUCAUCUUUGUGGCAGCUGGAGAUAAGUCCGGGCAGAUCGGUCUCUGGAAUGUGAACUGUAAGUCUGAAGAAGGAGCACAUGUCUUUAUUCCGCACAAUUAUCCUGUCAGCUGCAUGCAUUUUUCUCCAUUUAAUCCUGCUCACUUGCUGUCUCUAAGCAAUGACACUCUGCGAUGUGGUGAUGUUACUAGAGCUGUCUUUGAUGAGAUAUGCAGAAGCGAAGAAAGCUUAUCUUCCUUUGACUUUUUGGAAGAUAAUGCCUCCACUGCAAUAGUAGGACACUGGGAUGGCGACGUCGCUGUUGUGGACAGACGGACCCCAGGAACAUCUUCAGAGCUUUCUGCAGACAUUGGCUUCAAAAGAACAAGGACAGUCCAUGUUCACCCAGUGAAUAAACAGUAUUUCGUUGCUGCUGGCUCAGUGGAUGUUUGUAUUUAUGACGUUCGAUACCUGAAGUCUAAUGGGAACAAGCCUGUGAGCUCUCUUAAAGGACACACAAAAAGUGUUGCUUCUGCGUAUUUCUCACCUGUAACUGGGAACAGAGUAGUGACGGUGUGUGCUGAUGAUAAGCUGAGGAUCUAUGACACCACCUCUUUGCCAUCGACAGUCGCAGUUCUCAGUACCGUCAGACACAACAAUAACACGGGACGCUGGUUAACUAGGUUCAGAGCAAUAUGGGACCCUAAACAGGAAGACUGCUUCGUGGUGGGCAGUAUGGCACGACCAAGACAAAUAGAAGUCUUCCAGGAUACUGGAAAAUUGUUGCACUCCUUUUAUAACCUUGAAUGCCUUGGUUCCGUGUGUUCCAUUAAUGUGGUUCAUCCCAGUAAGAACAUCUUAGUGGGUGGCAACUCCAGUGGCCGCCUUCAUGUGUUCAAAGAAUAAAACACGUGGCUUAGAUAUUUUUGUUUUUCCUUUUUGCAUUAAAUUUGUUUAAUCUGUAUUAAGCUGUUCCUAAGCUAACUGUAUUUUCUCAAGACAAAAGUGUAUUUUAAAAACUUUAAAAUAAAUCUUCU